Molecule: messenger RNA, 4107 nt
Organism: Schistosoma rodhaini
Lineage: Eukaryota; Metazoa; Platyhelminthes; Trematoda; Strigeidida; Schistosomatidae
Source: the annotation of a GenBank genome assembly
UUCCAAUAUAUCUAUUAGUUUACUAAAGUCUUACUAUGUGAUGGCAUCCAAUCACUUGAUUAUCAACUUCCACAAACAUAACAUAUUCUCUAGACCGUAAAAGUAUAAAGUACUUCAAAAAACCCAGCUUAUAUCUGAGGUCACUCUUAGUGAUUGGCCAUUGAAAAUUAUCAAGAAUUUCGUGUGAAGUGGUGGCUUGAUUGCUAAGGGGUUUGAUUGUUACUCGUCAAGUCGCAGGUUCGAGCCUCGUAUCUAAUUCGCCUUACGUAAUCGGUUAAUAUCGUUAGCCCCCACACUUUGUGUGUUUCGUACCGAAGUAUCCGGUGAAUUAGUCAACCUAAUUUCUGAUUUCUCACUUCUGGACAGUUUCAUGACUUAUGAUAAUGGACCGAUCAAUGAUAUUAGUCUUCAUGUAGGGAAAGCUAAAGCAAUUCACAUCAAUCUUGAUCAUAUUUGAUACUAUUUUGAUCAAGUCUAUUCAUCCUUGUAAAAUCUGGCCUCCAAAGUCAUAAGUUUUACUAUUAAGGUUUAAUUUGAUGGUUUUAAAUAAAUUAAGCACUGAUUAAUUUGUUUUUGAUAAUGAAAUAAUAAUAUAUUUGUAGUAUCCCAAUAGACAGAAAAUCCAAAACAUAUUCGGGUAAACUAAAUUAACUUAAUUGGUCUCCCAACUCAGUAGUACAUGGGUCCACGUAUCCGGCUGUUAGUUACAUUUAAUUCAGAUGUGAACAUAACACUCAGACUUCUCAAAAGAAUUUUAAAAAACAAUGACCUAUACAUCCACUUGAAUUAUAGUAUAUUUGUAAUAUCUAAUUUGGAUUACUGACCUGUGGUAGUGUAAUUUGUUUCUUCAUGGAAUAAAAAACCAAAUUAAAUUAGAACAAGUUUAAAUAGUACGAAUUAAAAAAUCAAAAUAUUUUAUGUGUCGUAAACAAGUCUAAUCGUGAUAAUGUUACUGUCAUUCAGGUCAGAGGGGAUUCUAUGUGAGACGUGUGUGUAUUCGUGUAUAUCUGAGUGGGUGUGAAAAAAUGUGAUCUUUGUAAUGUGAAGGUUUAGCGUUACUUUGUAUGUAUGCUAAUAGCAUAAGGUUUGAACAGGUUAAGUGAUGCCAUUUGAAAUAAUGGUCCCAGUUCAAUGAAUAGUUAGUUCACGAGUGUGUGGAUCUAUGCGCAACUGAGUUAAAAAAAUCAGUUAACGUAAUUUAGUUUACCAAAAUACAUAUACUGAGGGUUUCAUCAGCUAAACUAGUUAGUAUUUAAUUGUAGUAGAUCAUGUGUAAAUGUAAGUCAUUCUAGAUACAAUUUUAGUCUAGUUUGGUCUUCAUAUCUUUUAAUAUUUAGGCUUCUAUGAUAUAUUAUGUUAUCGUAUCUUAAAAGAAUAGGUAGUCUAAAUACAAGACUCAUAAAUUUCACCGUGAUCUUCUAACAGCUUUCAUUAUCCUGUAAAAACUGAUCUCUUUAUUUUCAUAAUUUGUCAGCUCAAUGCAUGGCCCCGUUAAAAUUUGAAUAAGUUCCUCAAGAUGAAUGUGAUUCGUAGUUUACAUUUAAUCACGGGCACAUGUUUUAUGAUUGGUAUUGUGAAUAUAUUUUAAAACUUCCAUUAUAACAUCCUUAUCAUUCAGUGGCUGAUUUUUUGGAAAAAUCCCUUGCACUUUGCUAGUUCCAUAUGUAUUACUUCAUUAUAUUAUAUUAUUACAGCUUGUGAUGGUACUACUUCUGAUUCGAAUGAAAAAUAUGAUAAUAUUCCAUUUUUAUCUUACGAAGAGUAUACUGGUAUUAGACAAUCAUUAAAUCUUCCAUGCUCUUAUAUUUCAAGUUUGUUCCAAUGGUUCACAUUUUCAUUUCGGUUCGUGGGGAAUUUAGUAUAUUUAUCUGUAUUGGAUUGUAGGUAAGCAUUCGGUAUAAAAAUAAUAAUUAACUAUUUUAUCUGUGCUGCCUCGUUUUUCUUUUCUAUUACUUUGUGUGCAGAACAGCAUAACGUAUUGAUUACUGUGAACAUUUAAUUCACUCCCAACCUGCCAAAGCUCCCAUGAUAAUUAUGCUUCAACAAGGUCAUCAAUCCUAAUCGAAGCCUUUUACGUGCUGGUCUUGUAAACACAUGGUUUCCUGAUAUGAAUUGUAUUAACACAAAAUCCAUGUUGAAUGAGAUACCAUCGACAAAAGUAUCACUUAGUCAACCAACACAUGCAUUGCAUGAUUUAUGGUUAUUUAUAUCAACAACCAGUGAUAAAAAUGAAGUUGCAGUAUCUAAUGCAAGGACCUAUUGCCUUAUAUGUUACUCUUCAAAUAAUAACAAUAAUAAUUCUAACAAUUUCGAUGAUAUAAUUUAUCUUAGUCGGUUAAUACGUUCUACGCGUCAUUCAAAUAUUGUUCGUUCAGCUCAGCCGCAUGAUUGUUACUUCUCUAAUGCUUUUUAUGCCUUAAAUACAAUAACUCUCAGUAAUAAUAAUACUACUAAUAAUAAUAUUAGUAAUAGUGAAAUUGAUAAAAUUGUUCAAUCUAUGAAUGAUGUGGGAAAACCAGAUGAUCAUUUGUCACAAAGUAAAACAUCACUUACGCACAUCAGUCAAAAAUUUAUUAAAGAAUGUUAUAAACUCUAUGAAUUGCUAUUUGACAAGUUGCCUUCACCUUCGAAUAACGAUGAAAAGACAAUAAAUAAUGUAGUAUUACGGUAUUUUUCAAAUUCUUUAGAAUAUUUGAAGUUGUCCAAAGCUAAAACCAUCAUGUGGAUGGAGGCACCUAUUGAGCUAUAUCUUUUGCGUAAACUUAAAACUGCUUGCAAUAUUAUGGCGAAUAAAUCUACUUUGGCUUCAACAAAUAAUAAAGUCAAUGAUUUUAAUAAAAUACCUGACAAUAUUUUACGCCGAUUAGCCCUUGUUGGUUUAGGUCGAACUCGUUUAACCCGUUUAGCUGGUCUAGGCGGUUGGAAACAAUUUGCUGGAUUUUUAUCUUAUCAUCCGUCGUCGUCAUCAUCGAUUUCAGGAAAUUCCAAGAUUACUAGUCACACAAAUGAAGAAGCGGAUAUGGUCAGAAAUGCUUUCGUCACUGAUGAUCUAGAAACUAUUCGUAUACUUUAUAUUUAUUUUCGUGAUGUUUACAAACAUCUUGAUCGUCAUGAAAGAUGUUGUUUAGAAAAUAACAGUAAUCAUCAUAAUAAACUAAUGAAGUCAUUCCCAUCGACCAAGUUAUCUGGUAAACAGCAUCAUCCAUUUUUAUUGUCCUACUUAGAUUAUCAUUGUGAUAAUGAUAAUGCCGAAUUUAGUGAUGUUACUAAUAAACAUGAUAAAAAAUAUAAAUUAAGUGAUAAAAUUCAGGCAUGGAUAUCUUCUGGUAAUCAAUUAUUUGAUCCACUUGGGCAUCGUCAAUUAUGCCCACUCAAUAUAAAUCAAUCAAUAAACCUAAUGAAAAGUGUACAAGCAAAAUAUGAAAAAUCUCGAAUCAAAUUUAAAUUACCGCCUUAUCCUAGUAUGCCGGCAGAACCAAUCAAUUUGAAUCGUUACCGUGAUCCAUCACUUCUGUUGUUGGAGGAAAUGGACUCUUCGUCAUCGUCACUCUCCACAUCUUCAUCAGAUCCAGAAAAUUCUGAUACAGAUAAUGACUCACUUGGACUUGAAGAUGUUGAUUGAAACGUUAAGAUUAUUUUGUUGUUUUUUUCAUAUGAUUUAUUGUAAAUAUGUUAUUUUCGAUAGUUUCAAGGAAUCAAUUAAAUUUUAACUUUAUUACUUCAUUGAUCUAUCUUCUUUUUAUUAAUUCUCUGUUAAGAGUAUUUAACUGUCUGAUCAAUUUUCGUUCUGAAGACACAACUUUGUGGCUGCUCAUUUUGAAAGCUAUUUCAGGUGUUAUCUUUCAGCCGAUGUUAUCUGUUGGUGGGAGUACGAGUUGUGAUUUCAUCUCAGCACUCCCCAUUCCGCUGUCCUAGUGUCUUGAAUACCUCCUGCAAACAAGCCCUCUCUUCUUCCAUUGACUCAUAUCUACUCGUUCAAUUAGUCGAUUGAAGGCUAAAUAUUGGAAAUCUUACCCUUCAAGCAUAUGCACUCUAUAACACACCUUCAUGUAAGUCUAAAACAAUGGUGGGCUAGUGACUUUUUGAGCGCUAUAAACAUCAUUGUCA